AUGACGAGUUUACUACCUAUCUUUUUAUGCACUCUACUAAUCAUAGAAUUUGUUCUUGGAAAUUUUGCCAAUGGCUUCAUAGCGCUUGUGAACUUCAUUGACUGGAUCAAAAGACAAAAGAUGACCUCUGCUGAUCGAAUUCUCACUGCUCUGGCCGUCUCCAGAAUUGGUUUGCUCUGGGUAAUGGUAAUCCACUGGUAUAUAAGUGUUUUUCCUCUGGGUUUCUAUAAUAUAGCAGUAACUAUUAUUGUUCAUAGUGCCUGGACAGUGGCCCACCAUUUUAGCAUCUGGCUUGCCACUAGUCUCAGCAUAUUUUAUUUAUUCAAGAUUGCCAAUUUCUCUAACCUUAUUUUUAUUCACUUGAAAAAGAGAGCUCAGAAAGUAGUUACAGUGAUAUUGUUGGGGUCGUUGGCCAUUUUAGCUUUUCAUCUUGUAUUGGUAAACAUACAUGACAGUGUGAGCAUAAAAGAAUGUGAAGGAAACAUGACGUGGAAGAUGACAUUGAGAAAAUUUUCAGAGCUGUCAUAUGUGACCCUUUUCACAGCAGGAAACUUCUUACCCUUUACUGCAUCUUUGAUAUGUUUUCUGCUCUUAAUCUGUUCUCUGUGUAAACAUCUUAAGAAGAUGCAGCGCUAUGGAAAGAAAUCUCAGGAUACCAGCACCAAGAUCCACAUAAAGUCUUUGCUCAUUGUGAUCUCCUUCCUCUUGCUUCUUGCAGUCCAUUUUCUGUCUAUAAUCAUUCCAGUUUGGUAUUAUGAUGGGCAACUGGCAAAGUUGGACCUCAUGCUGUGCCAAGUUAUUGGAUUGACCUAUCCUGCAUGCCACCCAUUUAUCCUGAUUCUGGGAAGCACAAAGCUAAAACAAACCUUUCUCUCAUUAUUUUGGUGGAUGAGGGACUGGCUGAAAGACCGGAAACCCUCAAUUCUUUAA
Molecule: messenger RNA, 930 nt
Organism: Tupaia belangeri chinensis (Chinese tree shrew)
Lineage: Eukaryota; Metazoa; Chordata; Mammalia; Scandentia; Tupaiidae
Product: taste receptor type 2 member 19-like
Exons: 1
Coding region: 1-930 (309 amino acids)
Biological process (GO): sensory perception of taste; detection of chemical stimulus involved in sensory perception of bitter taste; G protein-coupled receptor signaling pathway
Cellular component (GO): membrane
Molecular function (GO): G protein-coupled receptor activity; bitter taste receptor activity
Source: RefSeq, a predicted model, not a curated record